Molecule: messenger RNA, 1220 nt
Organism: Hibiscus syriacus
Lineage: Eukaryota; Viridiplantae; Streptophyta; Magnoliopsida; Malvales; Malvaceae
Product: sugar carrier protein C-like
Exons: 3
Coding region: 177-1220 (347 amino acids)
Biological process (GO): monosaccharide transmembrane transport
Cellular component (GO): membrane
Molecular function (GO): monosaccharide transmembrane transporter activity
Source: RefSeq, a predicted model, not a curated record
UGCAAAAGUUCUUCCCAAAAGUGUGGGAGAAGAAGGAAGCUGAUAAGUCGAUGAAUCAGUAUUGUCAAUACGAUAGCCAAACCUUGACGAUGUGAACAUCGUCGCUCUAUUUGGCUGCUCUGAUUGCUUCCGUGGUAGCCGCCACCGUCACUCGUAAGCUCGGAAGGAAAUUGUCUAUGCUUUUCGGUGGUUGUCUCUUCUUUGUCCGAGCUCUUAUCGAUGGCUUUGCCAAAGCUGUUUGGAUGUUGAUUGUUGGUAGAAUGUUGCUUGGUUUUGGUGUCGGGUUUGCCAAUCAGUCUGUGCCACUCUACCUCUCAGAAAUGGCACCCUACAGAUAUAGAGGAGCAUUGAACAUUGGCUUCCAAUUAUCAAUUACAAUUUGUAUCUUGAUUGCCAACGUGUUGAACUAUUUCUUCGCUAAGAUCAAAGGUAGAUGGGGCUGGCGCCUUAGUUUGGGUGGGGCAAUGGUCCCUGCCCUUAUCAUCACAGUUGGAUCCCUACUCCUCCCGGACACACCGAACUCCAUGAUCGAACGUGGUCCAACCGAGGAAGCCAAGACCAAACUCAAGAAAAUUCGAGGGGUUGAUGAAGUCAACGAGGAGUUUAAGGAUCUUGUCGCUGCUAGUGAUGCAUCGAAGCUUGUUGAUCACCCUUGGACUAACUUGUUGCAGAGGAAAUACAGGCCUCAUCUAACCAUGGCCAUCCUAAUUCCCUUCUUCCAACAACUAACUGUCAUCAAUGUCAUUAUGUUUUAUGCUCCGGUUUUGUUCAACACAAUAGGUUUCCGAGAUGAUGCUUCCCUCAUGUCAGCAGUGAUCACUGGUAUUGUUAACGUUGUUGCAACAACGGAGUUCAAAUUGGUGGCGGCUUGUAUUGGUGCUAAGUUCGGAACUAGUGGAAACCCUGGUCAAUUGCCCCAGUGGCAUGCCAUUGUUGUGGUGCUCUUCAUCUGCGUUUACGUAGCCGGAUUCGCAUGGUCUUGGGAACCCCUGGGAUGGUUGGUGCCUAGUGAAAUUUUUCCAUUGGAAAUUCGAUCAGCUGCACAGAGUGUCAAUGUGUCGGUCAACAUGAUCUUCACAUUCGCCGUUGCUCAAGUGUUCUUAUCCAUGCUUUGCCACCUGAAAUUCGGACUGUUCCUUUUCUUCGCCCUCUUCGUCUUGUUGAUGUCCAUCUUUAUGUACUACUUCUUACCUGAGACGAGACGAAGGGCAUACCGAUAG